Frieseomelitta varia is the source of this 2174-nucleotide messenger RNA. Its product is annotated as cytochrome b-c1 complex subunit 6, mitochondrial. The transcript is spliced from 2 exons. The record is from RefSeq and is a predicted model, not a curated record. The coding region runs from base 1288 to 1539 and encodes 83 amino acids. NCBI's taxonomy places the organism in Eukaryota, Metazoa, Arthropoda, Insecta, Hymenoptera, Apidae.
CUUCGGAGAAAGUUUUUUCUUUUUUUUUUUUUGUUCUCUGUUUGGCAGAGAGAGAAAAAUCGGAGGCGUCGCCAGUGAUCACGAGGGGACCCGGGACAACGCCGCCUCUCGACUCUCGUCGUCGAACGUCCAACGUCGAAUUAGAAUAAUGACGGACGGUCGUGGUUGAUCGGGCAGGAAGUGAUAAAGGUUACGUUCAGCGACCCGCGGUCCGCGUGCCCCGAGACGCGCGAGCGAGCGAGCGAGCGAUUUCCACGGGAAAAGGGCCGCGCCACGGAUGCGGCAGCAUAUCCGAACGAGGAAGAAAAGAAUACGACACACUGAGUCACGUGCGAACCAGUCCCUCCCACUUGCGGACGCGGUGCCCGCGGAUUUCAGUGCACUGAAAAUCGUAACAUCGCGAACCUCUCCCGAAACGGCGUUCUCUGCUCCGCGCCUCUGCCUCCUCCUUCGCGAUCGAGAAAUCACUUGAUCCGAAGACGCAAUCGGGAUCGUUUCGGUGGAACAUCAUCCGAUCAACCCGGACCGUGGAAAAGAGAAAUUUGCAGGAUCGCAGUGAAUCCCGACAGUGGGCGACGAGGGAUUUCGAAGGAGAGUGAAUCGAAGGAGAGAUCGGGAGAGAAGAUCGGGAGCGAACAACGAGUGAUUCACCGCCUCGGGAAAACGCGGGUGGACGCGAGUUGUUCAUCGGCGCCCUCUGCGGUGUCGAGCCGCGGUACGGCCCUGGUGCACGUUUUCGCCGGCACACACCACUUACGAAAAAUUCAGCAUCGCCGUGCGGCGGAGUUGGUUAAUCAGGAAGCGGGCACGUUUUUCCGCGACACGCGCACGGAGGAGACGAGAUUCGACUAGCGACUGGCGACCACAGUGUGUCUCGUCCUCGUGCCUAGCGUCGUCGUGUGGAACCGCCAACGAGUGUGCGGUCGGAGCGACGCACGCGGAGAUCGGUGCUCGUCAGCCGAGAGAUCUUUGAAAGAAAACGAGAGAAAGUGGGAAGAAUCGGCGCGCUGUCUACCACCAGAGCCAGCGAUUCUUCUUCUCAGCGGCUCGCUAAGUCGAUAAGAGCCGAGUCGUAUAUCUACGCGUGAUCUGUCCUUUCUCGCCGUGCAGUUUCGUCAUCCGACUCUUUUUUUUCUUUUCUUUUGUUUCUUUCUUUCCUUCUCCUUCUUUUUCUUCGUUUUACCCACCGCCCUAGCAGGGCGGCAAGUUUCGUGAGACAGGCGGUGAAAUAGGUGCGCGAGUGAGUGAAAACGAGGAAAACUGAUCGGUCUCGCGAAUCAGUGUCGGAUGAACUGGAAACACGGUUCGUACGAAGUGGAAGAGGAUGGUGACGAGGACGACGAGGAGGAGGACGACGACGACGACGAUGAUGACAACAAUGGUGACGAGCAUGACCGAGACGAGGAUGACGAGAGACUGCUAAAUCGAAGAUCCACGAGACACGAGUUUAGAUACAGAAGUCUGACCGCUACACGCUUUAGCCGCAAACUAACAAACCAAAAGCACGCGGAUUGGAGGAAAAUGGCUGAUCCGGACUAGAGUCGGGAAAAAUCUCACGCUACUCUCCUUUCUCCUCGUUUCUUUCGCUCUGUCUCGUCGUGUCAGUUCUCUAGCUUUUCUCGUUGCUUCAGCUGGUCUCACAAAACUCACGCUUUCGCUACGCUCCGCAAUUUAAAAUAAAAAAAAAAAAAAAACGAGAGAGAGAAUAUCAAAAAUACUAGUAAUAAACGUACGGAAGAGAUCGUGGAAAAUUCGCGCACGAAAUAAUCAAGGAUCGACCGUAAACGGAGUUAUAUACCAGGCUUUCGCGGGGAACGAUCGAUCGAAUAGGUGCACACGGAAUGAGAGAGAGAGAAAGAGAGAAAGAAAGAGAGAGAGAGAGAGAGAGGGUGGUGUGCACGGAAAACAGGGAGAAAGAGGGAGGUAACGUGGUGAUUAGUUGCAGUGUUUUGGAAAACAAUGCGCGAAAUUUCGCCGGUGAUAAAUAAUAAAAGAGAGAAAUAAAGUGUAAUGUCAGGGGGAAGAGGGAGGGAGGGGGUGGGGGGGGGAGAGAAACGAAGUGGCGCGCAGGGCUCGCGCGCGUAUGAAUAAACAACGCGGGCAUAUGUAUUGUCCAUUAUCGAAUAAAAAUUAAAUAAAGUACGAAACAGAGAUGGUCGUUUGGAAACUUGAAA